This is a messenger RNA of Australozyma saopauloensis, 1686 nucleotides long. RefSeq lists its product as uncharacterized. The coding region runs from base 1 to 1686 and encodes 561 amino acids. Lineage: Eukaryota; Fungi; Ascomycota; Pichiomycetes; Serinales; Metschnikowiaceae. Gene Ontology annotation, biological process: glycerophospholipid biosynthetic process. The transcript has a single exon. Gene Ontology annotation, cellular component: mitochondrion. The record is from RefSeq and is a predicted model, not a curated record.
AUGACUCAAGAUAAUCAAAGCUCGACUUCUCCCCAACAUCAGUCGUACCUCAACAACGAUGGCAUUGACGAGUUGACGCCUGCCGUCAGAAAACACCGUGUGUCGUCGUUGUCUUUGUCUGACUUGAACCAGUGGCAGAACGGCUUGACCAAGUUGUCGUCCUCUACGUCUUUGAGCAAACAGGGCUCGCACGCCAACUUGAAGAAGGUCGACUCGUUGGCCAAGUUGUCGCGUAACUCCUCCAUCAUCCGCAGAAAGAAGAAGUCCGUGGUCGACCACCCUCGUGUGGCCUCCUACGCGUUCUGCUUCGAUAUCGACGGUGUCAUUUUGCGUGGCCCCAACACCAUCCCGGAGGCCGUGGAGGCCAUCAGACUCUUGAACGGUGAAAACAAAUACAACAUCAAGGUUCCUUCGAUUUUCGUCACCAACGGUGGUGGUAAGCCCGAGAGCCAAAGAGCCGAGGACUUGUCCAAGAGAUUGGAGACCGAGAUCCGUAUCGACCAGAUCAUCCAAGGUCACACCCCAAUGAGAGACUUGGUUCCUCUCUACAAGAACGUCUUGGUUGUCGGUGGUAUCGGAAACGUUUGUCGUAACGUGGCCGAGUCCUACGGUUUCAAGAACGUUUACACUCCAUUGGACAUUUUAAAGUGGAACCCUGCUGUUUCGCCAUACCACGACUUGACCGAAGAGGAGCUCAUCUGUUGCAAGACCGAUGUUGACUUCUCCAAGACUCCAAUUGAUGCCAUCAUGGUGUUCGCCGAUUCCCGUAACUGGGCCGCCGACCAACAAAUCAUCUUGGAGUUGCUUUUAUCCAAGAACGGUGUCAUGGGAACCGAGUCCAAGACAUACAACGAGGGCCCAGAGAUCUACUUUGCUCACUCCGACUUCAUUUGGGCCACUAACUACAAGUUGUCCAGAUACGGUAUGGGUGCUUUGCAAGUCUCUAUUGCUGCUUUGUACAAGGAGCACACUGGCCACGAGCUUAAGGUGCACAGAUUCGGUAAGCCUCAAGUUGGCACUUUCAAGUUCGCCAACAAGGUUUUGAGUAAGUGGCGUAAGGGUAUGUUGGAUGAGCACUUGAAGAAGCUCAGCAUCAACGACCCUAACGCCAGCGAGGCUGAUAUUUUGAUUAACGACGAGGGUGAAGAGUUUAUCAACCAAGCCAAGUUGGAGUCUGGUAACUACUCCGAAGAUGAGGAGGACGAUGAAACUGCUGCCGACAAAUUGGGCGAGCUUUCCUUGCAAGACAAGAUUACCUUGCAAUUGCCUCCCGCCUCUACUGUUUACUUCGUCGGUGACACUCCCGAGUCUGACAUCAGAUUCGCCAACUCUCACGAUGACUCGUGGUUCUCCAUUCUUGUCAAGACUGGUGUCUACCAAGAGGGCACCGUUCCAAAGUACAAGCCAAAGCACUUGUGUGACAACGUUUUGGAGGCUGUCAAGUUUGCCAUUGAGAGAGAGCAUGCCAUGGAACUCGCUGAGUGGAACGAGACUGCUGAGGAUGAAACCCCAGCUAGAGUCUCUUCCAAGAUCAACUUCAGCGACUUUGUCAUGACUCCAAGUGAGAAGAAGGCUGAGGAGGACAAGCAAAGAGCCAAGACUCAAGUUGUUGACGAGCUUGAGGAGCUUGAGGUUCCAGACAUGCUCAACGCACAGCUUGAUAAGUUGAGAAACGUGGGAGCCUAA